Messenger RNA from Neospora caninum, 381 nucleotides. RefSeq names its product putative ribosomal protein L33. The record is from RefSeq and is a predicted model, not a curated record. Gene Ontology annotation, cellular component: large ribosomal subunit; ribosome. Lineage: Eukaryota; Apicomplexa; Conoidasida; Eucoccidiorida; Sarcocystidae. Gene Ontology annotation, biological process: translation. The transcript is spliced from 3 exons. Bases 1 to 381 code for a protein of 126 amino acids. Gene Ontology annotation, molecular function: structural constituent of ribosome.
AUGCUGUUCACCUCGCCGGUGAUGCUUCGAAGUCGGAGCAAGCGGCUGUUCGUCCAGCUAAAGAGUGCGGCCAUGACGAACUUCUGCUACAUGACAAGGAAGUCGCCGGAGAAGAAAAACUUUCGCAUUGCCCUUCGAAAAUAUGACCCCGGAGUCAACAAACACGUGAUGUUUUAUGAGGCCCGACUACCGUCCGAGAAAAACAAGAAACAAAUUACUCUCUCCCUACAGCGGUAUAUUCGCUGGACAGGAAAACAAGUGAAACUUCUUCUCGACAAAGUCGAGAAAGCGUGGGAAUAUGGACGAUUUCAAAAGUACUUCGACAAUCAGGCCCCGCUACUCACAGACCGACGCGGAAGAGCUGUUCCACGGUACAAAUGA